Menidia menidia (Atlantic silverside) is the source of this 1274-nucleotide messenger RNA. NCBI's taxonomy places the organism in Eukaryota, Metazoa, Chordata, Actinopteri, Atheriniformes, Atherinopsidae. The record is from the annotation of a GenBank genome assembly.
CCAAACUCCAACCAGUAGGAGUCAGGCGAGUCCGGCCGGAAGUCAGCAGGCGAAGAAGAUGGGCCUUUACCAAGAAAGGAAGCUGUGUGUUUAUUACGAACUGACAAAGUAACGCUGCUUGUUUCGAUUGUAUUGCUUAACUUUUUUUAAAAACAUAGUGUAGUUUGGUUGUGUUGUUUGUGUGCUUGAAAAUGAUUCUCACGGUGAAGCCACUUCAAGGAAAAGAAUGUUGUGUCCAGGUGACUGAAGAUGAAAAGGUCUCCACAGUGAAGGAACUUGUGUCUGAACGAUUGAACAUACCCGCAAACCAGCAGCGGUUGCUCUACAAAGGAAAAGCACUUGCAGAUGAACACAGGCUUAGUGAUUACUCCAUCGGCCCAGAGGCUAAAUUGAAUCUGGUGAUCCGUCCUGUGGGGGAGAAGAUGGCAGCCUCUGGGGCAGCUGGCAGCACGAGCUCCAGCAGCACGCACACAGGCGUGUGGCAGACUGUGUCAACCAUCCUUGCAAAACACUUUAGUCCUGCAGAUGCUGCAAAAGUACACGAACAGCUUAUAAAGGAUUAUGAACGUUCACUUCGACAGCUCAGCCUCGAUGACAUUGAGCGCUUAGCUGGGAGGCUGCUUCACCCGGACGGCGAUGCAAUGGAUACCUCAUACAUGGACUAAAGAUGCAUAGCUUAAAGCAACUUCUUUUGAUUGUUUUUUUUGUUUUGAUUUUCAGGGGGGGAGGGCACACUAUGCUUGGAGCUACAGGCAGUGAUUUAGAGUGUGACGCUUUUGGAAAAUACAGCACCAUUUUUUUAAAGUUGCAGACGUCCCCCUGCUGUGUGCCUAAUCAGUGGCUGAGGGAACAUCUGACUGUUGAUUGUCUCAUUAAUGCAGCUCUCUAUCCGCAUACAAAGGACUUCUAUUUAAGACAGAAAAACAUGGUCACUUUGCAUUGCCUAUGUUGUGGGUGGUAUCGCAGUUUCCAAAUGCAAAGGAAUCCUUUUAUGGUGUUGUUCCACUUCAUCUCUGGCUGCUACAAAUCCAAGGGGACACUAACAUCCAGUGGCCGGUAUUUAUUGAUAAUUCCUCUUUUGAACGAUAACUGGGUGUUAUCUGUUAAACAUCUGUAAGAAAGUGUGUUUUACCCUGUUACUUACUGAUGGCCGUUAAAUGAGUUGUAAAUAUGUUGUUUAUAUAUGCAAACAUUAAAACAAAGAAGAAAAAAAAUCUCUCUCCAGUGUUGUGCUAAAUGAAAAAAUACUGCAGUUAUUAUGAAUUUAAAAGCAU